CCCACAUAUUCCCCCAAGGAGCCUCACAUAGAGAGAUGACGCAGCUAUCUGCUGGAACUUAUCAGAACGAGGCUAACGACGCUGGGCUUAUCAGCAACCAGGAAAUACUUCCAAAAUAUAUCGUAAAUAAUCACUGUAUUUAACAAUAUUUUAAACUAAUUUCUUUAAUCAGACAGGAGCAGGGACAUUCAGUGAUAUAAUUCGGAUAAUUUCAAAGGAAUGAUGGAAGCGGACGGCUUCGGCGGAAAUGACGCCGAACAAGAGACGGCGCAUGCGCACGCACCCGGCGGUGCUAACAAGCUCGAUAAUGUCGUAAACCAACUUGAAAAACAACUAUCUCACUUUGGUGAGACAACUAAAAACAUCAAAACAUUGGCGGCAGCCGUAGCAGAAAUGCGUGAAGAAAUAAAAGAAAUAAAAAAGAGGCCUGCAACAGAAAUAAUAGAUCCCACACCACCCAAAAGACGAAUUAUUUCCCUUGGGGAGGAUUAUGAGAGGUCAAACAGUUCCGACCUCCCUGCAACUGUUACUUGCACGACGGAUUCGGAAAACGACGACGACGAUGCCGAACAACAAGUAAGCAACAAUGAUCCAUUAUUAGUGUACCUUAAUAAUGACAACAGAAGCGAAAAUACAGCAGACGAAAACGAAUUUGAUCAACUGGAGCAGUUUUUCCAGGGUGCGGAAGAAACUGAGGGGCCUGUAGAAGAACAGCUUGCGAAGAUAUCAGGACUGGCAUUGCGAGGUCGCACAAAUAAAUUAUCUAAACAAGAUGAAGAAGCACUGGAGGCCUACAAGAAGAAGUAUAAGAGGCCUGAGAACAUUGAAUCACUACAGGUUCCGAGACUGGACGAUGCCAUAUGGAGGGAUGCCAGGAGUGGCCUUAAAUCAUAUGAUUUCAUGUUGCAAAAAACAACUGCUGCCCUAAACUUGGCUCUGAUACCAGCAAUUCGAGCACUAGAGAACAUAAAGAAAAAUGGAGAGGCACAUCGCACACAAGAGAUGGUAAUGGACACGUUCAAAAUUUUGUGCCUUCUUAUUAGAGAAACGACCGCUACAAGGGCAGCACGAAUAAAAAAAUGGGUACCACCACAAUACAAAUCGGCGUGCGACUUGCCAGCAAGUUCAAAAGGUCUGUUUGGUGACAAUUUCGAAGAAUCGCUGAAGAAGCUUGACGGACCGAAAAUCAAGAUGACCACUUCAAGGCUUCCUUUUUUAGGGAAAAAAGGGGGGAGGAGCUACAACAACAACUACAACAACCACAACAACAACAACCGACCAGCCAGUUACUUCCCCGGUCACAACAACUAAAACAACCACCAACAGCGCCGAGGAUACAAUCAAAUUCAAAACCAAAUAAGAACAAAACAACAACAGAGGGGAGGCAGAAGGAACAAUCCCCAGAAACACUAAAUGAUUCUGGUAGACAGAGUGUUGCAAAAAGUGGAGGAGAACCAAGCCGAAGCAGUGCUAGUGGCUCCGGUGUGGCCAACACAAAGUUGGUGGCCAAGUCUGCUGCAUCUGAUAUGCGGACCUUGCUUCAAGCUUCCCAGGGUGUCCGAGUGUCUUUACCUGCCACACAAACUUCAAGCGAAACACCCACUAACAAAGAUGAGCUUAGGAGUUUUUCAUAUAUCAGGGCAGCACUUAGAAAUAAAGGAGUCCCUAAAAGGGCAAGAAAAAUCAUUCUUAAAUCAUGGAGAAACAGUACCAAAAACAAUAUCACUGCUAUAUUACAAAAUGGAUUUUAUUCUGUGGCGAACAAAUUAAUCCCUUUCAACCCACAAUUAAUCAGGUGUUAAAAUUCUUGUCAAAUUUAUUUCAUAGUGGUCUUAAAUUCAAAACAUUAGGUCUAGCUAGAUCAGCAAUUAGUGUCUUCCUGAAGCUUUGCAGUAAUAUUGAUAUUCAUCAAAAUGAAGAAAUUGUAAGAUUCAUGAGAGGUGCUUUUUUAGAAAGGCCUGCUUUACCAAAAUACCACCAAAUUUGGGAAGUCAGGAAAGUUCUUUUAUAUCUACAAACAUUAAAUGAUGUGACUUUAAUAGAGUUAUCGUGUAAAUUGUCGAUGCUUUUUCUGUUAGUAACAGCACAACGCUGUCAGACACUACAUUUAAUUGAAAUCCAGGAUAUAACAAUUUCAGAAAAUAUGGUUACAAUUAUGCCAAACCACAUGCUUAAACAGACUAAACCAGGGAAACAUUUAGAUGUCAUAAAAUUAAGAGCUUUUAAUAAGAACAGGGCCUUAUGUAUUGUAAACACCUUUCAUGAAUAUCUGAAACGCACUCAAAGCCUCAGGACAGACAAGAAAUUGCUGAUCAGUACAAUGAAACCACAUAAACAAGUGGCCAAAAGCACUGUUUCCAGAUGGGUGAAACGGACUAUGCUAAAGGCAGGUAUUGAUGUCAGUUAUGGACCCCAUAGUACUAGAUCAGCCUCCACUUCGAAGGCAAAAAAAUCAAGGGGUUUCAUUAGAAACAAUCAUAAAGACAGCAGGCUGGGCAAAUGCGAAGGUUUUUGCCUGUUACUAUGACAAGACUAUUGAACAGGAUACUAAUACCUUCCAGGAAGCCAUUUUGGAAUGAU
Messenger RNA from Mercenaria mercenaria, 2580 nucleotides. RefSeq lists its product as uncharacterized. Lineage: Eukaryota; Metazoa; Mollusca; Bivalvia; Venerida; Veneridae. The coding region runs from base 220 to 1311 and encodes 363 amino acids. The record is from RefSeq and is a predicted model, not a curated record. The transcript is spliced from 3 exons.